Molecule: messenger RNA, 3355 nt
Organism: Myxozyma melibiosi
Lineage: Eukaryota; Fungi; Ascomycota; Lipomycetes; Lipomycetales; Lipomycetaceae
Exons: 2
Coding region: 74-3355 (1093 amino acids)
Biological process (GO): nuclear-transcribed mRNA catabolic process, deadenylation-dependent decay
Molecular function (GO): RNA binding
Source: RefSeq, a predicted model, not a curated record
CAAGUCCUCCUCCGUCUCUCCGCUUCCUUUCGAUCCCCGCUACGUUUCCAAACGUGCCCGCGAAGCUCGCGACAUGGCCCUCUGGCCCCAGACCGCCUCGGAUUUGACGGCUCCCCAGCUCUCCUCUUCCAUCCCAUCGUCCUCCUCCUCUCCUUCCUCCUCCUCCUCCUCCGCGUCUGCCUUCCGUCGUGCUCGCGCUGGAACUCUUCCCUCGCGUCUGCCUGCUCUGCUCCAGCCCUCCACCCUCCCCUCCUCCCUCACCUCCUCCUCCUCCUCCAACUCAUCCUUCGUCGCCGGAUCGUCCUCCAUCAACCCGCUCUCCCCUAGCCGUAUCCGCUCCGGAUCCCUCACCCUCCCGCCCUUCUCGCAAUCCCCCUUUGGCGCUUCGGUCUUUGCCCCCUCAACCUCAUCCUCCUCCUCCUCCGCCUGGCCCCUUCCCGGCCUGCGCUCCCCCGUCAACGACCAACCCGCCCUCUCCACCCUCGACUACCUAGGCCUCGAGAACCCUCCCCUCCCUUCCUCUCUCGGCCCCGACCUCACCACAGACAUGCACGAUCCUGCUCCUUCCCUCCGUCGCCUCAGCUCGGCCUCCGCGUCCUCCUCCUCCGCUGCCGUCGCUGCCGCCGCUUCCAUCGCUCCCCAGUCGACCUCGAAUUCGUCGUCCUUCCUGUCCGACAGACUGCGCCAUGACGUCAACCGCAUCCGCUCAUACUCUGUCUCCGCCACAGAACUCUACGACGAUCCGCACACAGCCGGCCUCGAGGGCCUGAUCGAGGAAACAGACGAGCACCACGACCAUCUCCCCGAUCUCGCGGUCCGCAACUCGUCCUCGGCCUCAGCCUCACAGUUUUCUCGUCCGCGAUCACGAACCACGAGCGGGCCUGAAAUUCACUCGUUUUUCGGCAGUAACUCUUCUUCAUCUUCUCGAUUCGAUUACUUUACAGAGCAACAGCAGCAGCAGCAACCGCAACAACAACAACAACAACAACAACACGUCUACGCGGACGAGUUGGCAAUCGUCAGCUCGUUGGAGGAUAAAUCAAUGGGCCCGACGCGCUCGCUCUGGAUCGGCAACAUCCCGCCCGGAGCAGCGAGCGUGGCUGCGCUGACGGGAUUGUUUGGUAAAUUCGGACAGCUGCAAUCGGCGCGCAUUCUGUCAAACAAAACCUCGGGGUUUGUCAAUUUCUCGUCUACGGACGAGGCUAUUCAGGCAAAAGCUGCGCUGAGUGGGACUGAGAUUUUGCCGGGCUCGGGACCUCUGCGGAUCGGGUUUGCAAAGGUGUUGCAGACCGCUGAGGAUGGACAGCCGAUCCUGCAGACGCAGUCACAGCAACCACCACAGCAGCAGCAACAAUCACAGAAACAGGACAUCACGUACAUGGUCAAAGAGACCAAAGCCGACAACGCGUCGGUACCGACAACACGCAGCCUGGCCGAGCUCGAAACAGAUAUAUUAGAGAUUGUGCGGGAGUACGGCGCCGACGAGGAGGAAGUCGCGAAAGCGGCGCAGACGUUCACCAACGCGAUCUCGUUCUCGUCCUUUGUCGAAGAGCUGCCAGCGCUGCCUGAUCCGAACCCGAACCGGAUCUACGACGCGCCGCGCCUGCGCGAGAUCCGGAAGCGGAUCGACAACGGCAGCUGCUCGAUUGCAGAGAUCGAGGCCUCUGCGCUCGAGAUGCUGGACGAGAUUGCCGAGCUCGCGAGCGAUUAUCUCGGAAACACGGUCGUGCAGAAGUUGUUUGAGUUUUGCUCGGAAGAGGUCAAGACGAAGAUGCUUGUGCGGAUCGCGCCGUACCUUGCGCAGCUGGGGAUGCACAAGAACGGGACGUGGGCCGCGCAGAAGAUAAUUGACGUUGCGCGCACGCCGGAGCAGAUGCUGAUGAUUGGACAGAACCUGCGCCCGUACACGGUGCAUUUGUUUCUGGACCAGUUUGGGAACUACGUGCUGCAGUGCUGUCUGCGGUUCGGGUCGCCGUACAACGACUUUAUCUUUGAGACGAUGCUGAGCAAGUUUUGGGAUAUUGCGCAGGGCAGGUUCGGAGCGCGGGCGAUGCGCGCGUGCUUGGAGAGUCAUUAUGCGAGUAAAGAGCAGCAGCGGAUGCUGGCGGCGGCAAUCACGUUGCACGCGGUGCAGCUGGCGACGAACGUGAACGGCGCGCUGCUGCUGACGUGGUUCUUGGACACCUGCACGUUGCCUAACCGGCACAAGAUCCUCGCGCCGCGGUUGAUUCCGCAUCUUGUGCCGCUGUGCACGCACAAGCUUGCGUCGUUGACUGUGCUGAAGGUAGUGAAUUACCGAUCGGAGCCCGAGGCGCGGCGGGCGAUUUUCGACGCGCUGAUUUUGUCGCCGGAUGAGAGCACGCUGGAGAAGAUCUUGAAGGACAGUUCGCAGGGGCCGACGGUGAUUUACAAGAUUCUGACGACGCCGUUUUUGGAGGCGGAUAUUCGGCAGCGGUCGAUUGUUGCGGUGCGGGAUGUGCUUGUGAGACUUAAAGUGCAUCCGUCGCAGGGAUACCGGCGGUUGUUGGACGAAGUCGGACUUUCGACACGGCUUGGCGGGAACGGUGGGGGAAGUCAGAGUGCUAGCUCUAGCAUGAAUGAGGGUGUACAGAUGCCGAGCGGAGGUGGUGGUGGAGCGAAUGGCAAGGCUGCAGGAAGUGGUGGACAUCAUAACCACAGCCAUCACCACCAUCACCACAACAGCCACGGCCACCACCACGGCAACCACAGUAACGGCGAGCAGCGGCACGAGCGCGAGUAUGCGCGAAUGAACCCAGCGCAGCAGCAGUACUACGCGAUGCAGGCGCCGCAGGCGAUGGCACCUCCGGCGCAGCAGGGCGGGUAUGAUUCCGCGGCGGAGUACUUGGCGAUGCUGGAGGCCAGGCAGCAAUUGGAGCCGAAUGCGAUCGAUGGGUAUCUUGCGAUGCAGAUGGAGCAGAUGGCGAUGCAGUCGCAGGGAGCGGAUGCAGGCGGGCAGUAUAGCCCGAUGAUGUAUCAGCAGUUUGUUAGAGCUCAGCAGCAGCAGCAGCAGCAGCAGCAGCAGCAACAACAGCAGCAGCAGCAAUUGUCACAACAAGCACAGCCGUUCUACUACGGUGGAUUUGGAAGUACGUCGCCUCCGCCGCCGGCGAUGAUGCAGCCGACGCAGUACCUGGCGGAAGGGUACCGCGGGUCGCCGACGAUGCAGGCGACGGCGCCGAUGUAUGGGUCGAUGGAGCCGCAGUAUCGGGGGGUGCAGGGAGCGCAUCAGAUUCCGGGGAGUCCGGGGUCGCCGAUGAUGUAUCAACAGUAUAUGGCGUCGGUGUAUGCGCCGUCGCCGCCUAAUGCGCCUCGGGUGAGUGUUGUUUUUUUUUAA